AUGUCGUUAGAAAAAGCUAAAGAACAAUCAACUGAUACUAGCGUUGGUUUAGGUCAGUUGUCAAUUGAUGACAUGGAAGUCGAUGCCACUUCCCCUAUUGUCAUCUAUGAUGACAGCGAUAAUGAUGACGAUGAUGGUUGCAUUCCGAUGGUUUUGUUGAUAUCAAUGCUGAAGCGGCUAACGGAAGCAAAGGUGUUGGUGUUGGUAUCUCCGUUACCCAAGGUUUGGAAUGGAACACUGCUCCUUAUUCCAACAGAAAAAAGGACCGAUCCUUCUGCACCUCCUCCGAUUGACCCAAAUGUUGAGGUGGGCCUCAAAACUUAUGUUGGUAUAAAGGAGUACUUAUUGGAUCCGGGGAACUUUGUUUUCACUGAAAAUACUCAGAUCCACAACAUGGAUAUAAUUAACGAAGGUGCAAUGAAAGACAUUCUCAACUACAUUGAUAGAACGACCGAGCUGUCCUGUGAGGCAAUUGUUAAAGAAAGGAUCGAGGAGUAUAUUGGUUUCUUAAGUAAAGCGAUGAAAGAAACCAGUUUUGGACUAUGUGAAGCAGACAAUGCUGAAUGGACCAUUACCAAACCAAUGGAUGAAUUUAUUAUGAAGCAGAAUUUCCGAAUCAUUGUUACGUAUGAUUAUCUUAAAGAGGGAAACAGCGGAGUUGCACUCUGUAGUAUCCUUGGAAAAGAAUAUGCUAAUUGGGUCUCAGAUCCAGGCAAUUAUGUGUUUCUUACUCCCACUCUGGUUGCUAGAUUACUUUCUGCUGAUAGGAACGUCUCAAGAACAGAAGGCAAAUAUUGA
Molecule: messenger RNA, 798 nt
Organism: Hemisphaericaspora subhashii
Lineage: Eukaryota; Fungi; Ascomycota; Pichiomycetes; Serinales; Debaryomycetaceae
Exons: 3
Coding region: 1-798 (265 amino acids)
Source: RefSeq, a predicted model, not a curated record